AUGAGUGGAGCAUCUCAGGCAAAUAAGGGAAAGAAGAGAACCAAAGGACAAAAAGAAAUACAUCAGGAUAACAUAGCAACAUUGGAUUACUACAAAAAAGUUAUCCUAAUUGGCAAUGGAUUAAACAUUGUUUUUCGACUGGUAUUAUCUAAUUAUGAUUCCUCAUUUGGCUGCAUAGCUGGAUGGCUUCUUAUCAAUAUAGCACUUGCAGUAUCCUACUAUACGAUGUCUUCUAUGAGCACACCAGUAUUCGAAGGCAAUACCCUAGCUGAUGCUGGCUUCGAUCUAAACAUGGGAUCUGGGAUGGGAGAGCAUUUGAAAGAUAUUAUUCUACUUACGGCAAUUGUUCAAGUCUCGAGUGCAAUAUGGUUUUACUGCUGGUUCUUGUGGCUUCUGUUACCUGCACGGGCUCUUUAUCUACUGUGGGUAAAUAUCUUGUCACCAUUCUUUUUUGCUCCUGCGCCAGAAGAAAAUAUUGAUCCUAAAAAGCAGAAAAAAUUAGAAAGAAAGGCUAAACGAUAUCAAGCUGCUAGAUAA
Molecule: messenger RNA, 537 nt
Organism: Trichoplax adhaerens
Lineage: Eukaryota; Metazoa; Placozoa; Uniplacotomia; Trichoplacea; Trichoplacidae
Exons: 6
Coding region: 1-537 (178 amino acids)
Biological process (GO): vacuolar protein processing
Cellular component (GO): intracellular membrane-bounded organelle
Source: RefSeq, a predicted model, not a curated record